AUGGAUCAGGAACGGAAAAUUAACAGCGCGUCAGCUUUGGAGCACAAAGUAGGCAUGAGCAAUGCUGAGAUUGAUCCUCAGCUCAAUAGGACUGAGGACGGCUCCGAGGGCACUUUGAAGCUGGAGGAAUUUGGGGCAAGAAACAGAAGGAGCACGAUGCAAUUCCCUGUUGCGCCGUUUAGUCCUACCGAAGAGCCUGAAGUAAUACGUUUGAAAAGCGUCGAUGGAUACCGCAAGCGCAGUAUCGAAUUACCAGGGCCGCAGGUUGUGCAUUCUAGCUACCCAGAUCGCGAGUCAGAGACAGCUACGGACCAAGAGAGCGCACAGCUGCAAGAAGUGGGACUCAGAACCACUUCUGCAGACCUAGCCAACACUACCGGAUCGCCAAUUGAACAACUGCCUACAGACUACGAUCCUUACGAGCGGGUCAUUCGCGAAGGGGAUUCUCAGCUAAACAGCGCUGUGUCUCCAAUGCAAAAGUCUACAGAAACCACCUCGGGCCAAAUCUCAAAACUGUCUAUUCCAAAAAUCAGAAGUCCUUUGGACUCAAAUGCACAAGAACAGCAUAGCGCAUGGUCGGAAGGAGAGAAUCUCAUUGAAGAGUAUGGCUAUGUAUCGCCACAAGGACUGGAUUCAGACGACAAGUCCCCCGUCGACAAGGAUGCCUCUAAAGGAACCGAUCUUGACACACUAAACUCUUAUUCCAAGUACAAGCUGCUCAAGGGCUCUAACCGGUAUGUUAGCACAGCCAGCGAGCACCCUUUAACGUCUGCUGCCUCAAUGGCUGGGAUUGCAAGCAAGAGGGGAUCUGUCUCUCAGAUAUGGACUUUUGGAGACGUGGACGGUCUUGAAAGAGCAAGUGCGCGAAGCUCAAAGUCAGAGUUCUCGUUCGGCAAAGCAAGUGUUAGAAAAUACACAGUCGGCUCCAGCAGGAGAACCGUACCAGAUACCGGGGAGCGUAAGAAAUCCGUGGAGUUUGAGGAUGAAAAGGAACCACUGCCUGAAGGCCCAGUUCGACACCAUUACCAGUAUCAGCUGACAAUGUCACCAUGGACGUGUGGACUUCUUGGGUUUCUGAUUCUGUUUCUUUUUGGAUAUGCCGCAUUUGUGUCUGUGAAGGCAUUCUCUCCUCUCAAGGUCGGAAGAGACGAGGUGGACAAUUACUUUGAAAACAUGGAUGAAGUGGAGAGGUUUUCCGAGGUGAACAGAAUCUUCAACGAUUAUACAUCUGGCAAGGCUAAGGAUUCCAACGGAUCGAGCUUGAUGUUUAACGACUCCAGCGAGUUCGAUAGCUUCGACGACAAGGAAAGUAUCAACACUUUCCUGGGUAUCAACGAGAAGUAUCGUGAAGACAAUGAGAUCCGUUCCCUGAUGGAGGACGAUCGGUUGAAACAAACAUUCUAUGGGCUUUCCUAUGCUCCACGAGGAGUCAUUGAGCCAAUGUGUCAAGCUACCCAGAGAGAUGUUCUUUUGGAUAUUGCUUUGCUUUCGAGAGUCACCACAAGGGUGAGAACGUACGGCACGCAAUGUCGUCAAGCAGAGCUGAUUCUGAACGCAUUCAAAGAGUUGAAUGUGAACAUGUCCUUGGCGCUUGGAGUUUGGAUUGGGUCCGACGACCAUACGAACUGGAAACAGCUCAACGAGAUGAAAUGGCUAUUGACCAACUUCCCUAGGAGAUACUUCAACUCCAUCAUUAUUGGAAACGAGGUGAUGUUCCGCCAAGAAAAAACUGUUAGAGAACUCAUGGCAUAUGUGGAGGAUGUGAAGGGAUAUUUGAAAACCAUUGGAUAUGGAGACAUUCCUGUAGGUACCUCCGAGUUGGGAUCUCAAAUCAAGAGCGAGAUGGUUCAGACUUGCGAUUUUGUUGGGGCCAAUAUCCAUCCGUUCUUUGGCGGAGGUAAAGUGAAAGACGGAGUCAAUUGGACCGUGGAUUAUCUUGAGCAACAGGUUGCACCCUUUGUACAGGCUAUCAAGCCUGAGACCAAGAUUCUAGUUACCGAAGUUGGGUGGCCAACUGGAGGAGGAACGUUCAUAGAGUCUGUUGCCGGGGGUAGUGAGAUGCAACAAUUUUUGGAAGCAUGGACCUGCUCGCCAAAGACACAGAAUUUUGGCUGGUACUAUUUCGAGGCCUUUGACGAGCCAUGGAAAAAGAUUUGGCACGAAGACGGAAGCAAGUGGGAAACCCAAUGGGGAUUCUUUACCCACGACAGAAAAAUGAAGCCUGGGAUUGUCUUGCCGGACUGUGCAAGCAUUGCUAAUAUUUCCACUGGGUACUGGAAAAACGUGAGUAGUUUAAAAUGA
Molecule: messenger RNA, 2301 nt
Organism: Ogataea philodendri
Lineage: Eukaryota; Fungi; Ascomycota; Pichiomycetes; Pichiales; Pichiaceae
Exons: 1
Coding region: 1-2301 (766 amino acids)
Biological process (GO): carbohydrate metabolic process; cell wall organization
Cellular component (GO): extracellular region; fungal-type cell wall; cell surface
Molecular function (GO): 1,3-beta-glucanosyltransferase activity; glucan endo-1,3-beta-D-glucosidase activity
Source: RefSeq, a predicted model, not a curated record